Molecule: messenger RNA, 1768 nt
Organism: Uranotaenia lowii
Lineage: Eukaryota; Metazoa; Arthropoda; Insecta; Diptera; Culicidae
Gene: SiaT
Product: beta-galactoside alpha-2,6-sialyltransferase 2
Exons: 5
Coding region: 290-1525 (411 amino acids)
Molecular function (GO): sialyltransferase activity
Source: RefSeq, a predicted model, not a curated record
UUAGUUUUCAAACAAAGUGUUUUGACAGCAGGAUAGAGGUUUUCAUUCAUCUUCAAAGUUUCAUGGCAACGAGACGGAAAAGGAAUUUUCAAGUUCAUAGUUCAUCUCGUUGGAGUAUCAUCGAUAGAUUAAGGGAUUUGAAAUCUUCUAGAUUUGCACUCGUUAUCCCGAUAUGAAGCCUUCAAUAUUCAUCAAGCUGGUGCAUCCCUGAUGUAAUCAACAACAACUCCCAUAACGCUUCGCGCUAGUACGAUUACAACAAGCCGAGACUCCAACCGUGCUUCAUCAAAUGUUGCGCGACACAAUCGAGAUCGUCUGCAGCGCAACGGCGUUUAUAGCAUUUUAUUUUAUGCUACAUGCUCCAACCCAAUAUGUCUCAGGAAUUCAACAGCAUCCGAAACGCAGCGUUUUUUACAUCAAGCUCAAUUCCAGCGAAAAACAGCUCAAGGCUGGCACCGAGAAACCAUCCAUAACGGUACCGGAGCAGGAUGCCCCUCGUACCAGGCCUCAUUUUAGUACGUCGAAAAAAUCUUCGGUCACUUUUGAUCCCACCAAAUUCAUUUGCGAUAAUGAUGAAUCGCUGGAUUGCGUUAAUAAAACACGGGUAUAUCGAAUGAAAGUGCUUGGAGAAUUUCGAAGGAUCUUGAAGCAGUCUUAUCACAAGAAUGACUAUUAUCAGGUUCAGUACGAUUCUGAUGCGGUUGAUGCAAACGAAACCGAGCUGUGCCGACUGUUGCGGGCUGAUGUGAGGACUCUAUCCUGGCGAGAUCCUCCGUUCAACUGGAACGAACUGGGGAAUUAUCUUCCCAUGGGUCCACUGUUCAAUGAACGUAAUGCCACCUGUGCCAUAGUCUCUAGUGCUGGUUCACUUAAAAACUCCAAGCUGGGGUCCUUCGUUGAUAUGCACGAUGUGGUGAUGAGGUUCAAUCAUGCCCCGACGACAGGAUUCAGCGAAGAUGUUGGAUCGAAAACGACAAUACGUGUGGUCAACUCCCAGGUGGUAUCGAAACCGGAAUUCAAGCUACUUACUGCCAAAAUAUUUCAUAACAUAUCUAUAGCAGCGUGGGACCCCGGAAAGUUUGGCCAAAGUUUAGAUGAAUGGAUUGCAUCACCAGAUUUCAAUUUGUUUGAAAAUUUUAAAAAGUUUCACGAAAAAUAUCCAGGUUCUAACUUCCACCUAGUGGAUCCUCGAAGCAUCUGGCGGGCAUGGACAGCCCUCCAGGAUAAAACUGCCACCAAAAUUGUAGCCAACCCACCGACAUCUGGUUUCAUCGGGUUAGGUUUGCUUUUGCCCAUCUGUCGUUACGUCGACAUUCUGGAAUAUAUUCCUAGCAGCCGAAUGAACGGCCUGUGUCAUUAUUAUGACUCAGAGAUAAAUUCGGCGUGUACGUUUGGAUCGUGGCAUCCGCUAGCAGCAGAGAAGUUAUUCGUUCUGCGAAUGAAUUCGGCCAGCGAGUUCACGACUUUUCAGCGGGGGAUCGUUCGAAUCCGGCUCGAUAACGGUGAAGCUGAACGUGGGUGUUGAGCGACUUGUCAGAGCUUUCUUCAAUACCGAUACUUGAGUGGCUCAUCUUGUUCGCCCGGGAUGGUUAUUGUUGAGUUGUUUGCUCGUAUUUUUGCCAGAGUGACAAGGACAUCCGGAACACUUGAAAUCCGGUUCAUACAUAAUCGGGAAUUUCUUCAAAGUGAUCGAUUCAGAGUGGUUUUAAUGGAUGAUCUCUAGCCAAAGUUAUAAUCACUCAAAAAAUAAAAUGAAACGAAAUUUCAG